This is a messenger RNA of Armigeres subalbatus, 1553 nucleotides long. RefSeq lists its product as uncharacterized. The transcript is spliced from 2 exons. NCBI's taxonomy places the organism in Eukaryota, Metazoa, Arthropoda, Insecta, Diptera, Culicidae. The coding region runs from base 113 to 1402 and encodes 429 amino acids. The record is from RefSeq and is a predicted model, not a curated record.
CAGUUCUAGACAAGGCGUCAAAGUGAUUCGACGCUCAAAUUCCACAACCGUUCAGCAAAUAUUUUGCCAGCGUUUUUUUUCGAAUCUUAUAUUAUAAACCACUUUUCACAACAUGUCUAGUGACAACUCAUUUGAAAUGAUUGGAUCGCUUUCCGCAUCAUCAACAGAAGCCAACGCUGGGCCAUCUAAUGUGACCAGAAUAAGCGGGAAAGUGCCUACCCUUUGUAGUGAGGCUCAAGUACAAAUAAAUCAGAACAACAUAAUGGAGCCAAAAUCCAGUAAAUCAAUGUCGUUGGCGAAUAACGAGAAGGCCACGCAAGUAAAUACUUUGGAUCGAUUCGCGGAUGAUGUGCCUAGAGGCCCAUCUGGAACGUUGCGAACACGAGGAAAGCAAGUCACAAUUCUUGAUGCAGAAGAGAGACACGGAGGCUGGAAGCAGUUAAUUGAUAUGGAAGUAGAUUCACGAGCGAAAAAUCUGACGGCUGAACAGAGGAAACAAAUCAAGGAUCUGAUGGCCAGUAUGGUGAACAUCUAUGAACUGUCGGAGGUAGAGCAGCACAGCGUUGAAUCAGUUGAUGAACCAACGCUGACAACCUUUACCUCUGCUCAAUGUUCGAUGACUUCUGAGGACAAUAGUUAUGAGUAUCACAGCGAAAUGGACGAGCAUUACCAACAGAUGAUGCCAGUUGAUAAUUUCGUGAUCCCUAAUGCUGCGAUUGACAAAAUGUACGCAGAGAAAGAAAUACUUCCUGAGCCUCAUUCUUCGUCUACAUAUUACGAUUUUUGGAAUGUCAUGCAACACACCGCUGAUGUCGCACCAUUCUGUACGUAUAAAUUGAAUGGGAAUAAGGCUGCGAAACAGAAGAACAACAAACUAAUCGACGAACAAAGUGAAGCUUCCAAAAAAUUAGAAGCAGAAAACGAAAAGCUCAGGCAAAUUGUUUCAAGUGCAACAGAACAGACGAAGAUUGACCAGGACCAGAGCGCUAUACUCGAAAAGCAGCUUGAAGAGACACGCAAGCAGAUAAUGACCGAACGGGCAUCCGCUUUAGCUGCUACAGAUGAUUUAACGGAACAGUUAUCUGACAGGGAGAACGCCCUGAAGAAUCAGACCCAAAUGAUAAAAUGUUUGGAGCGUAUAAUAGAUGAAAAGCUGAUGAAAUGUGAGGAAAUGAAACUAAGCAACAACAACCAGAGAGCUAAUUUGGAGCGUGAUCAGAUUUUCUCCUCGCUGAUGAUGAUGUCUAUCAGUAACCACAUGAAAGAACUUGAGUUGGAUAUUUCGGCAAAGGAUGCAUUACUAGCGGAGCAGAAUGACAAGUAUGAGAUUUUCAGAGAGCAAUCGGGAAUACUGCAGGCACAAUUGGACUUGUAUUACUCUGAGUCAUUGAAUGCUUCAUAAAGAGAAAAGUAACCAUAAACGUAAGGAAUUAGCUGAUACGCUUAUCAUGAUCCAUGGAUCUCUACAAUUAAAACUUGUACUAUUCAUCACAUAAAAUAUGAAAUUUAGUCUUUCAUAUCAUUCAAAUAUAAUAAAUUAUUUACAAAUCAAA